Penicillium cosmopolitanum is the source of this 2013-nucleotide messenger RNA. It is a transcript of the gene steA, whose product is annotated as sexual development transcription factor SteA. The transcript has 6 exons. Gene Ontology annotation, molecular function: DNA-binding transcription factor activity. The record is from RefSeq and is a predicted model, not a curated record. Gene Ontology annotation, biological process: sexual reproduction; regulation of DNA-templated transcription. The coding region runs from base 1 to 2013 and encodes 670 amino acids. Gene Ontology annotation, cellular component: Tec1p-Ste12p-Dig1p complex; nucleus; Ste12p-Dig1p-Dig2p complex. NCBI's taxonomy places the organism in Eukaryota, Fungi, Ascomycota, Eurotiomycetes, Eurotiales, Aspergillaceae.
AUGUAUCCUCACCCGGGUGCCCCGAUGCCACCCCCGCCGACGCAGAAGCCGGAAACCUUUAUGCUCUCGCAAGAGGCGCAGAACAGCCUUCCGCAUGAUGCGCAAGUCGCUCUGCAGCAAGUCGAUAAUCUAAAAUAUUUCCUUUUGUCAGCCCCCGUCGACUGGCAACAGGACCAGCUCAUUCGCCGUUUCCUCCUCCCGACCGGCGACUAUGUUUCGUGUAUUCUCUGGAGCAACCUCUUCCACAUUUCGGGUACCGACAUCGUUCGCUGUCUCGCUUUCCGAUUCCAGGCGUUUGGCCGUCCCGUGAAGAACUCCAAGAAAUUCGAAGAGGGCAUCUUCUCCGACCUACGAAAUCUCAAGGCCGGCACCGAUGCGACCCUCGAGGAGCCCAAGAGCGCGUUCCUGGACUUCCUGUACAAAAAUAACUGCAUUCGCACGCAGAAGAAGCAAAAGGUGUUCUACUGGUACAGCGUUCCCCACGACCGACUGUUCCUGGAUGCGCUCGAGCGAGACUUGAAGCGCGAGAAGAUGAACCAAGAAGCGACAACGGUCGCGGUCAGCGAACCCGCCAUGUCCUUCGAAUUCGACUCCUCCCAGUCCCUAUAUGAGCAAUUGACGAAAGCGCAACAAGCGAAUUCCUCCUCGUUCGCUGCCCACGCAAGUACGACAUAUGGCCAGCCCAACUCCCCCGUGGUUCGGACCGUUGACGCAAUGCCUCCUCCCCAGAUGGCUCCCCCAGCGAUGCCGCUACUCCAGGACGACUCGGGUCACCCCGCGAUGUACGGAGCUCCGCAGAUGCCCCUGACGAAUAACCUCGUUCAGGGUAUCAUCAAGCGUGAGCAAGAUUACGGCCCAGUUCAAUACGAUCGCAACGGAAUGCCCAUGGCACGUAUCCACCAACGCCAUUCGUCCAUGCCAACCUUCUACGAGUACUCCCCCGCUCCGUCCUUUGUGUCCUCGCAGUACGAGGACUACAGCAACCGCGGCCUGUCGUUCGAACCCGUGACCCCGCCUCAGCAUUCUGUCGGACUUGGGGCUGAACCGGCCUAUAUCGCUAACGAAGAUACCGGCUUGUACACUGCGAUUCCCGAUCUCUCAAACGCGGCUUCGUACAACCCUAUGAUGCAGCUGCCUCCAUCGAACUUCGCCAGUGGCCACUACCCUUCUGCGUCCCGAUCUUUCUCGUCCAACGCCUAUCCCGUUAUCGAGGGCUCCCCGACAUACAAACAGCGCAGGCGCCGACCAUCCGUCACCCCGGGUGCCUCGACGAUCUUCGUCGCUCGGUGUCUCAGCUCUGUGGCCCCGGUGGCUGAAGGAGAGGAGACCGCACAGGACUACUCUCGCUCAUACCCUUCCAUGCUUCCCCAGAAGGACCUGCUUCAAGAAAUCUCGCGUCACGGAACCCCACUGCAAAACCUCGACGAAUCCGUCAACCAUCAUCACUCUGUGCCCCUCAACCACCAAGCUGAUGACUUGGCAGCGCUUCCUACGAGCGCAGCAUUGGAGAACACCGUUCAAAAUAGCACUGGCCGAUCGGAAAGGGCGGGCCCUGGUCCUGCUCGCCGGGCUCGCAGUGCGACCAUGAUGGAGCUGGUCCCCAAUUGUGGGGACGAUCUGCACUCCGUCCCUGUCAUCAGUGUGAUGGGGUUUCGAUUGGCGCCGAAACUAACUUGGGCGCGUAGGCACGUGAGGACUCAUACCCAAGAACGCCCAUACCCCUGCCCCUACUGCAGCAAAGCCUUCUCGCGCUCCGACAAUCUUGCACAACAUCGUCGGAUCCACGAGGCCCAACAAGACGGUCAGCCCGCCCUCGCUACCGAGGAAGAUCUGGAGAAUGAUGGCGAGUUCGACUCUCCUGAGUCGUCUCCUCCUGCUCCCGCUCACCCCCACCCCCACAGCAUGGUCAACAUGCCCGCAAUGACCUCCAUGGCCACCCCCAUGAGUAUUCCUGCCGUGCCGGGCAUGGCUUCCCACAUGAUUGCUCCACAAAUGCUCCAGCAGCAGUUGUGA